This is a messenger RNA of Conger conger (European conger), 882 nucleotides long. RefSeq names its product T cell leukemia homeobox 1 (gene tlx1). Gene Ontology annotation, cellular component: nucleus. The transcript is spliced from 3 exons. Bases 1 to 882 code for a protein of 293 amino acids. The record is from RefSeq and is a predicted model, not a curated record. Gene Ontology annotation, biological process: animal organ development; regulation of transcription by RNA polymerase II. Gene Ontology annotation, molecular function: RNA polymerase II cis-regulatory region sequence-specific DNA binding; DNA-binding transcription factor activity, RNA polymerase II-specific. NCBI's taxonomy places the organism in Eukaryota, Metazoa, Chordata, Actinopteri, Anguilliformes, Congridae.
AUGGAUCAUAUAGGAAUUCAUCUGCACCAGAACCAGGCAGAGCCCAUAAGUUUUGGUAUCGAUCAAAUUUUGAACAAUGCGGAUCAGGGGAGCUGUAUGAUUUCCAAUCCCAGGCUGCAAGACUCCGACUAUGGUUUAGGAUGCAUCGUCAGCAGCGCGUACAAUACGAUGACUGGCAACUAUAACACCAAUAAUUCUGUGGGAUACAGCAGCAACGCAUGCAGCGUCGCAUCUUUGAAUGGGUCUUACAAUGUGAAUAUGGGCAUGAACAUGAACGGGAAUAAUCUUAAUUCGGCUGGAGUCAUCCGUGUGCCAGCGCAUCGACCGCUGAGUACCGUCCACUCAUCAAUACCCUGCAGCAUGUCUACGAUGCCAGGUAUGGGAAACGUCAAUUCUAUCAACAAUCUCACGGGAUUAACUUUUCCCUGGAUGGAGAGUAACAGAAGAUACACCAAAGAUAGAUUUACAGGUCACCCGUACCAGAACCGGACACCACCAAAGAAGAAAAAGCCAAGGACAUCCUUCACCAGACUCCAGAUCUGCGAACUGGAGAAGCGCUUUCACCGACAGAAAUACCUGGCGUCUGCAGAGAGAGCGGCCUUGGCCAAGGCACUUAAAAUGACUGAUGCGCAAGUCAAAACAUGGUUCCAGAACAGGAGGACAAAAUGGAGACGUCAGACUGCAGAGGAGAGGGAGGCCGAACGGCAGCAAGCGAACCGAAUCCUCAUGCAACUCCAGCAAGAAGCCUUUCAAAAAACAUUAAACCAGCCAGUCAACCCAGACCCAAUCUGCCUGCACAACAGCUCCCUUUUCGCCCUUCAGAAUCUUCAGCCAUGGACUGAGAGCACAAGUAAAAUCAGCAGCGUGUCUACGUGUGAAUAG